AAUCAAAGCCUGUAAUGAAUAAUUUACUGGCCUUAUUGUCCAUUUUACUGGUGGAAUGGCCUUUAACAAGAUCAGGUAAUAACAGAGAGUUUCUUCCGGGGAAUUAACCAAAAUAUUUUUUUCGUUAUACUUAUUUUUACUUCUGUUUCAUUUUUGUUUGUUUGUUUGUUUGUUUUUUGUAAGCGAACAGGAAAAAUAAACAAAAUGGCCCUGAAAACACUAAGCAAGAGGGAACAACCAACAACUUUUGCAGUCAGUUUCAGUGGCCAGAUGAUUUUUGUAAAUCUUUAAGCCUCAAAAUUGUGAAAAAACCUUACGAGUAAAUGUUUAAUUAUUGUAGCGCUUUUGCAAGUUCCUAAAGGAUCAUUCAGAAGUAGAACACACCACCAAACUCUAAGGGACAAAAAACUAUCAGAGACAAACCCAUAUAAUUUUUAUGCACCAAGAACUAAUGCGAGGAACAACGACUGGAGUGAUCAAUAUUUCUCAAGGUCUCAAUAUAACUCAUACAGAAGGAAUGCUAAUUUUCUAAGUCUUUCAAGAGGAGCUGAUUCCCGAACGAACAAAAAAAUUCAAAGAGAAAGGGAACCACCCAACAAUUCUCAUUGGGCGCAAAAAAACUCAUCAAAAAAACUGACAAGAUCUUCGUUGACGACGAAAAGUCUACCGAGCACGAGAGGUGUACAAGACUCUCUCAGAGACAGAUCUACGGUCAAAAAAGCAACUUUGGCAAGUCCGCGAUGGACAAGGAGUCGGGGAGAACACAAAAAGAAGAAACAAUUUAUUGUAGCAAACUGGGGAGGGUUGGGUUUGGGAAACGGUUUAGGAGUAGGCCUAACAGGCACAACAACGGACAGUUAUGACACCGGUCUUAAUACGAGACUCGGGACAGCUGCGUAUGGAACGGGUCUAAGUGCAAGUUAUUCCAACGACUAUGGUGCCGGCCUCGGCACAUUGCUGGCUACUGGUUACGGGACGGGUGGCGCAAACGUUUUGGGUUCAAAUGCAGUCUUGGACCCUAGACACAACUUUGGCUCAAACUACGGUGGCGCUACAACAAGCAAUGGGCAAAGUCAAACAGCAUUAAGUGAUCUGUCAUCCACUUCCCUAAACUCUUUGUCUUCACCACAAGCCGGUGGAGUCAACUCCCUUCUGUCAAACUUAGGGGAAACAGGAGGGGUAUCAGACUUGAGCUCAAUGAACUCGCUCAGCUCCUACCAAAAUAACGGUUUGGACAUGUUGGGAAAUACAGGAAACACAGCCUCAACUGGUUUAGAUAAUUUUAACUCACUACCAGGGGAACUCUCACAAAGCCAACAGCUCGGAGACGGAAGUGAAAAUUUAUUGAACUCUCUUGAAGAGAAGCUUAACAUGGGUGCCGGAGGGAGGCAGGGAAUUGGUGGUAAGUUAUGAAUAUAUCAGGCAUAAUUCUAAGAUAUUCAUAGAAGGGAGUUGGUUCUCUCAUAAAUUUUUAGUUAAAAACUGAUUGAACUAAGGGCAUAUAAAGGAAAAGCCCAGGUGCAAGCGCGUUAUAAUUACUAUAUUAGUUUAUCGACAUUUAGCUUACUUGAACACAGCUUGAACUGAGGAAUGACCAAUUGUUGUCCUAACUAAGACUAAUAAAAGAUGAUAUUUUUGAUAAAUAGAGAAGCCUUGACUGUGCUCUAUUCUGUUGUAAAGCACGCAGGAAGCGGCUAGAAAACGAAAGAAAUGUAAGGAGAAACACGAGACGUAGUCGAUUGUUUCUCCCCACUUCUUGAGUGCUCUAGCCGCUUCCUAAGUGCUUUAAAACAGAAAAGCGCACAGUCAAGGCUUCUCUAUUUGUUUUAUAAUAAAAAAAAAAAGUUAAAUUCCUCAAGCAAACUCCCAAGCAUUACUUUCAGUUUUCAAAACAAACUUUGUUUCCAAAGCGAACAACAGUGUCUUCAGCAUGCUCUAUACUCUCUUAAAGCAUGUUACAAUAGGCCAAUCAGAAUCCCUGUUAGAAUGGUUCAAACAAUCUGAUUGGCUGUACAAGACUAAAGCUGUCAGAAAUGUCAAACCGUCAAAGUAAAAAAACCAUCAAAGUUCACAUUCUGCAGUAGUUUAAAAACUUGAAGGCCGGCAGGUCGAAUUAACACUUCUGCCUGAAGUCUUUUAGUCUCUAAUACAGAAUCUGAAAGUGAAAUUUUUAGUGAAACUCGGCCGAAUUGUGGCUCAUAAAAACACGCAAGGUUUUCACACGACAAGUAGAAAACAAACAGUUCAGUUGAGUGUUUUGUGAAUGAACGACAGCCGAAUUCACCGGAACAUAAAGAUCGCUCGGGAUGAUAGCGCCGUGACACUCGGCUGCAGUGACUGAUGAGGCCUUCCACUCAACGCAUCGGAAAGGAUAUCAGAGCAAGCUCAUAUUUUUUUCACUCGAAGGGCGGCCGAUGUAGUUCCUGAGGCUUGCUUCACUGCGAUGACCGAAGAUCGCCAUGAUGAGCUAGCCGCGAUGGACCUCAACGUGAUCGCAGGCGCUCUGACAUCGGCAUGAUUAGUAUGAAUUUUAACAGUUAUGCCAGUUUGGUCAUAUUUUUCAUCAUUCCUGUUUUGUUCUGUUUUGUUCUUGAUCACGAAACUUUACUUACUAUACGAGUGUUAGCUGUGUCAGGUUCUAUUACCGUACAUAAGCUUGCCAUCGCACUAAACUUGAAAACCUCUAAAACUUGGACUGGCCAUUUCGUUUUCUCCUUGAGGAUUUUCGUCUCUGCUCACGUUUUAAUAACGUAAGUUACGGCGCCUGGCCUUUUCAAAACAUUUGUUUGGUUCUUUUGUUGCUACUUUCCGGCUCGCUUUUUCCGAAAUUUCACUUUCAAUUAACGAAAAAAAGCUAGAGAGAAGUCCCGCAAAAAAGGUCAAACAUAGUACAAUUUGGCAGAUGGCGUGACAGCUUUAGCUCAGCUCUAUUUAACAAAUAGAGAAGCCUUGACUGUCCUCUGUUCUGUUAUAAAGCACGAAGGAAGCGGCUGGAGCACGAAAGAAGUGCAGGGAGAAACACAAGACGUAGUCGAGUGUUUCUCCCUACUUCUUGAGUGCUCUAGCCGCUUCCUAAGUAAGCCAAUCAGAAUCCCUGUUAGAAUGGUUCAAAUAAUCUGAUUGGCUGUACAAGACUAAAGCUGUCAAAAGUGUCAAACCAUCAAAGUUUAAAAACCAUCAAAGUUCACAUUCUGCGAUAGUUUACAAACUAAAAUAGUUCGGCAGGUCGAAUUUAACACUUUUGCCUGAAGUUUUUAAGUCUCUAAUACAGAAUCUUGAAGGGAAAUGUUCAGUGAACUUCAGCCGAAUUAUGGCUCAUAAAAAUGCGCGAGUUUUUUCACAUGACAAGGUAGGAAACAAAAUGUUCAAGGCGAGUGUAUUUUGAAUGAACGACAGCCGAAUUCACCUGAACAUGAAGAUCGCUCGGGAUGACAGCACGGCAAAACUCGGCUGCAGUGACUGAUGUGACUUUCCACUCAACGCAUCGGAAAGGAUAUCAGAGCAAGCUCUUAUUUUUUUACUCGAGGGGCGGCCGAUGUAGUUUCUGAGGCUUGCUUUACUGUGAUGACCGGAGAUCGCCAUGAUAAGCGAGCCGCGAUGGACUUCAGCAUGAUCAUAUUCGCGCAGAUACCGUCAUGAUUAGAAUGAAUUUUAACAGUUAUGCCAGUUUGGUUAUAUUUUUCAUCAUUUCUGUUUUGUUCAGUUUUGUAUUUGAACACUGAACUUUAUAUACUAUACGAGUGUUAGCUGUGUUUGAUUUUUAUUUCCGUACGUAAGCUUACAAACUAACUGAGCGUGAAAAUCUUUAAAACUCGGAAUGUCUAUUUUGUUUUUCCUUUGAGGAUUUUCGUAUCUGCUCACGUUUCAUUAACGUAAAUUACGGCGCCUGGUAAGUUUACAAACCUUUGUUUGGUUCUUCUGUUGCUACUUUCCGGCUCGCUUGUUCCGAAAUUUCACUUUCAAUUAUCGGAAAAAAGCUAAAAAGAAGUCCCGGAAAAGGUCGAACAUAGUACAAUUUGGCAGAUGGCGUGACAGCUUUAGCUCAGCUCUAUGCUCUAUACUCUCAUAGAGCACGCUCUUUCAACCAAUGACAGCGCGCGUUAUAUCCGAACUUUAUUAUAAUUAACAAAUAGAGAAGCUUUGACUGUGCUCUGUUCUGUUAUAAAGCACGCAGGAAGCGGCUAGAGCACGAAAGAAGUGUAGGGAGAAACACGAGACGUAGUCCCACUUCUUGAGUGCUCUAGCCGCUUCCUAAGUGCUUUAUAACAGAACAGAGCACAGUCAAGGCUUCUCUAUUUGUUUUAUAAUGAAGAAUCCAUUAAAUUUCCCAAGAAUUACUUUCAAUUUUCAAAACAAAUUUUAUUUCCAAAGCGAACAACAGUGUCGUCAGCAUGCUCUAUACUCUCAUAGAGCACGCUACAAUAGGCCAAUCAGAAUCCCUGUUAGAAUGGUUCAAAUAGUCUGAUUGGCUAUACAAGACAAAAGCUGUCAAAAGUGUCAAACCAUCACAGUUCAAAAACCAUUAAAGUUCACAAUCUGAGAUAGUUUACAAACUAAAAUAGUUCGGCAAGUCGAAUUUAACGCUUUUGCUUGAAGUUUUUAAUACAGAAUCCUCAAGUGAAAUGUUCAGUAAACUUCAGCCGAAUUAUGGCUCAUAAAAAACGCAAGUUUUUUCACAUGACAAGGUAGAAAACAAACUGUUCAAGGCGAGUGUUUUUUAAAUGAACGACAGCCGAAUUCACCGGAACAUGAAGAUCGCUCGGAAUGACAGCGUCGCAAAACUCGGCUGCAGUGACUGAAGUGACUUUCCACUCAACGCAUCGGAAAGGAUAUCAGAGCGAGUUCUUAUUUUUUCACUCAAAGGGCGGCCGAUGUAGUUUCUGAGGUUUGCUUUACUGUGAUGACCGGAGAUCAUCAUGAUAAGAGAGCCGCGAUGGACUUCAGCAUGAUCAUAUUUGCUCAGACACCGUCAUGAUUAGUAUGAAUUUUAACAGUUAUGUCAGUUUGGUUAUAUUUUUCAUCAUUUCUGUUUUGUUCUAUUUUGUUUUUGAACUCUGAACUUUAUAUACUAUUCGAGUGUUUGCUGUGUUUGAUUUUUAUUACCGUACUUAAGCUUGCAAUCUAACUGAGCGUGAAAAUCUUUGAAACUUGGAAUGUCUAUUUUGUUUUUCCUUUAAGGAUUUUCAUAUUCAUAUUUUAAUAACGUAAAUUACGGCGCCUGGUAUGUUUACAAACCUUUGUUUGGUUCUUCCGUUGCUACUUGCCGGCUCACUUGUUCCGAAAUUUCACUUUCAAUUAUCGGAAAAAAGCUAAAAAGAAGUCCCGGAAAAGGUCAAACAUAGAAUAACUUGGCAGAUGGCGUGACAGCUUUAGCUCAGUUCUAUGUUCUAUACUCUCAUAGAGCACGCCCUUUCAACCAAUGACAGCGCGCGUUAUAUCCGAACUUUAUUAUAAACUCUAUUUAACAAAUAGAUUCCAAGUUGCCGUGCGUCUGUUCAGUAAUGGAUCACAAAGGACGUCAAAAUGUGGUAAGAACAAAAAAGUGGCACACGAGGCACAGCCGAGUGUGUCACUGAUGUUCUUACCACAUUUUGACGUCCUCUGUGAUCUAUUACUGAACAGAUGCACGGCAACUUGGAACCUAUUUGUUUUAUAUAAAAAAGAAUUAAAAAAAGUUUAAUGAUGACGUCAUCUAUACGUCUGUCCUCCAAUAGAUCAUAAGUGAGAACCAAUCUGAAUGUGUGCAUAACUGAGCUUAUUAUAUAAACUCUCAUAGAGCACGCUCUUUCAACCAAUGACAGCACGCGUUAUAUCCGAACUCUAUUACAAUCUUACAUAAACGAAUGCCAAGGUACGACAGGCAUACUUCUUUGUCCAUAAAUUUAACACAUAAAAAGUAGUCCUUACUACAAAACCACUACGUUGAAGAUAAAAAGGAAACAAUUUUAAGUCCUAGAACAGAUAUUAAACUCAUAUGCCUAAAAACUCACAGCUUUGGGGUUAUAUCAAACUUGAUAUGAGAUUAACACUUUGUGUGAUGCUAGUGUCCAAUUGUCUUGUACAUUCACAGCAAUGGAUCUUGGUAUGGACGAACUUGGUGGUAAUGGCAUGUCUGAUAGUUCCCUGCAGCAGCUCCUGGGGCAAAUCAUGGCCGGCGGGGGAGGAGGUGGGGGAGGUGGUGGCGGCGGCGGAGGAAGAAUGGCUGGUGGUGGCGGACGCAUGAGCAACAGCAAUGACAACAUGGGAGGGGACAUGGGAAACCUUGAUCUUGGAUCACUGGGGCUUAACCUUGGGAUGGGGAACGGAAUGGGAAGCAAAAUGGGAGGGAACGGGAUGGGAAACGGGAUGGGAAAUGGGAUGGGAAACGGGAUGGAUAACGGGGUCGAAGGACUGGGAGGAAUGGGAAGCAUGGGAAAUAGUAUGAGCAGUGAUAUGGGUAAUAUGGGAAAUGGGAUGGGAAUGGGAAUGGGAAUAGGUGCAAUGGGACACGGGAUGAAAAUAGGAGGAAUGGGGCAUGCUGCAGGGGCCAUGGGUGGCCAGGAUGACACUAAUUCCGAGGUGAGAGGAAUAUGGACGUAUAAACCACAAAAUGAGAAAACCUUACAACAUAGCAAAAAAUAUAAAUUGUUCGCAUUUUCCUCAAAAAUAAAACAACCAUUUUCAGCCAAACUCUCUAACCGCCGAAACUGUGAUACAUGUCAGGUCUGUUAAACAAAUCGGAUGGGAAAGUGAAGCGCCACAAACCCUUCAUCGAGUAGAAGCACCUCGUACAUUUAAUAACUAUUUACUUAAGUGAAAGUGGCUAAAGGUGGACAUUCACCGAGCCGCGAGGCGGCCAGGUAAAUAUUAACCCCUGGCCACCGACUCUGAUGGCGCAAGUCCCCCGUGAGUUGCUCGGAGGUGAAUAGCAAAGAAUAUUCGGAGUUUGAGUAGCCAAUCAGAGUAGGCUUUCGACGAUAUCCACUGUUUUAGUACAUUCUUUAUGAAUCAUUACUAUGUAUUUGAGCGACUCAUUUUCACAAUCGCCUCUAAUUUUUCAUCUCGAAAAAAGUGCGUGCUUUUACAUAUGAAAGCCACCAGGACAUUUGUUAACGCUUAAAUAUCCAUAAACAUAUUGAGAUCUUUUGUCUCUAUCUGUGCAGUUAGAGGAUUCACAGCCUUCUGAUGCACCUGAUGAGCAGAGUUUACCUAAUUACAUGCAGCGCCCGUUGGCCAUCGCACCUAUCGUCCCUGGACAAACGGUGCAUGCGCAUGCCAGUGACAAGCCUAAGCGACCAAGCUAUUCAACAGCUUUGUACUCUCCAUCAGAAAUGGCUUUGAAGGUUCAAUUAAAGGCCAAUAAGGAACAUCAAAAGAAACUUAAGGUGAAAAGUAAAAAUAGGCUCGUCAAAAUUUUCGUCUUUGUGGUUCACCCCUUUUUAGCUGAUAAUGAGGUUAAUGGAACAGGUCAUGAAUGACACAGCUUGCUGGUCACCACGACUGAGGUUUCGAUGAAAUUUUGCAGGAUUUGAAAGUGAAAUUAAGAAGGUUACGAGCGAAGUUACGGAAACUCAAGGCUGAGUAUAAGUAUUCUGAGGACGAAGAGGAAUCUGAAAAAUCGGAGAUGUCCACACUUCAAGAUUUAAAGAGGGCGACCGAACAGGCCAUUAGGGAAUUACAGAUUGAAGCUGCUAAAGCGAGUAAAAGAAAAGGUUUGGAAGUUUGAUUUUUUGGACAAUCCGCUAAAAACAAAAAUACCAAUCUUAAUAUUAAUGAUGCUCUAAUGUUAAUUCUCAGGUGUCAAAAAAUUAAUUUUCAUUCACAAAUUCCCCGAAGCGGAUGGAAACAAAUCCAGCAAGUCGAACAGCCUUGAGGACCUGGGUACCGACUUACUCGCGCUUAUCGAGUCAAAUAAACCGUCUCCUGCACCUAGUGCCUCGCCUCUAAGCCCAAAACCGGCUUCUCCGUCUACCCAGGCCGCUCAAAAGAAGGAGCCGGUGGAAGAUGACACACCCUCACUAACAGCACUUGAAAAACAGGCAGAAAUGGAAGUAAAUUUUCUUUCAAAGAAAAAGGAGAAAGGCAAUUUCUUAUUCCUUAUUAGCUGUUUAAUAUCCUAACCCUAACCCCAAGGCUACUUAAUGUUUGUAAUGAAGAUUAAUUAGACCAUAAAUUGACAAGGAUCUAUGGUAUGGAGAAAGAAACCAAGCCAGUGGAGGUAAAAUAAUGAAUUGAAGUCUCUAUUGCAAAGGUGAAAACAAAUCAUGAUCAAGUUUGUAUGUAUAGCUUUAUUUGACAAAAUCACUUGGUGGCUGUUGCGUACAAAGACAGUCUUUAUUAGGUACAUUUCAAGAUGUCAGACUGGCACUUCAUCUUUAAUAUAUGUAAAUGUAUGGUGAUACUUAACAAGUUUUGAGACUAAUAUGACCUCUCCCACUCUAACACUCCAAAAAUAUUUACAAUCAACAGGUAAACCAAAAGCAUCAAAUCCAGGAUUGAAAAUAACAAUUCCAGGUAUAUCAUUCUUUUAAAAGACUCAUAUUUAAGGAGAAAAGUUCUUUUUGGAAUAUUUCCAGGUUGUAAUCCAAGUUCAAAAGUUACACUUAAAUUAAUUGUUACAUUUAACUCAGAAAAAUUAUCUACUGAACACUAUAAAGUAUGAUGAAUGCUUUGUUUGAAAAUGAAAGACGGUAAAUAAGACACCCAAAUCUGAUUUACCAUGAUGCUUUUUCCUUUGGGAAAACUUACUGAAGUUCCUUUAAAGUAAAAUGACAGAAAAUCUUAAGCUAUGUGUAUGUUUUCGCCAAAAAAUUGUUUUUGAACUCAUCAAGUGAAGAAUUUUCCUCAUCUCAUGUUCUUAUAGGAUUGUUUUUUAUGCUUACAGAAGCAGCUGAUAUCACAGCAAACCAAACUACAGGUGAGUCCAACACAGUUGAAUAACUCAAUAAAAAGUGCAGUAGUGUGCAAGCCAACAUUGAGUAUCCAAGGGAAGCAACUAGAGUUAGAGACCAUUAAAUGUUUAUCACACUUAUUGGAGAUCUCUACGUAUCACCUCUUUCUGAGGUGUUGCUGUAUGUUGCAGCAGCAGGUUGCUUGGUAUUCGUAGGAGGUCAUUAUUGACUAAUAAACUAAAUAAAGUGUUAUCUACUCACCCAGUCAAGAUUCAAAGCAUAAAUGAUCUUCACUAACCAAAUGACUGCUGCAUUGCUGGUUAAUCAUCUUAACAACAAACUGAAAUUUAUGUUUGUAUUUAUCUCCUAUUAAAAGGAUCUGGUCUAUUUGGGGUAUUUAGAUUCUGUUUUUGGGAAAGAAACAAUCACUGAAGACAUUACUGACUGGCAAAAGUCCAGACAAACAGAGUUUCACUCAGUUUAUAAGGGCAGGCUAAUAUUUACAUCCUGUAUGGAUCUGUAAGAGUAUUGGUUAAGUGACAGAAAUACUAUUAAUUAGCUUACCUAAUUCAAGGUCCCAAGGGGAAGACAGGUAUGCAUGUAGUAAUGGCUCUAACUGAUAUUCAUGCCCUUGAUUGCUAAACAAAAGCAUGAAACAUCCAGAAGUACUAUAGAAAAAUGAAACAAAAAACAAUCAAGUCCCACUAAAUGGUGUGGAAUUUCUCAAUAAAAACAUAUACCCAUGAAAGUAAAAUAGUCUUAUAAAGUUUUCAUUGAUUAGUUUUGACUAUAUCACUUCCUAUUUCUGGUCAUUGCACUACAUUAAAUUCAUCAUUAUGAAAUAUAUUAAUCCAAGAGAAGGCUUCAUGGCCCAAACAUUUAAGAACACUGUCUCAUUCCUUAUGAGGAUACAAUGCUCCUCAAAAGUGACUGGGAAAAUUAUUUUACAAAAAAGUAAUGGAAAUUAUCAUCAGUCAGGAAUUUUAGAUGAUUUUUCUAUAAUUGAUUCAUUUUGUCAAUAACUGAAUGAUGUCAUUAUCCUCAACUGAAUAAUCACAGCUGAUUAGGAAUGAUUUUUCUUGCCAGUUAUGGACAUUCAAUACAAUCAAAGAAGAAUUCUGAUGAUGACACUUGGCAACCUUAAGAUCAAGGUUUAAAAUUAUCCUUAAGGGAUAAACUAGAAACUAUUUCUUACUCAGAGUAAAUGAAAUUUUUAUUUUAGCACCACAGUUCAAUUUGCCAGUAAAACCACAGCUUAUAAAAACGGCUGGAGGUCAGCAGUUGCUUAAUCCUCUUCAGCUCAACAACCUUGCCCAAAUACUACCAGGUAUCAGAUCUUAGCCAACCAUUUUUCACAUUUAAAGCAUUAUAAUUAUUUUGACCUUGUUUUCAUUUAAAACUUGUCCUUUGCUUUACUGCAGUGACACAAUACUUUAUGUGCAAAGCAGCUGCUGUUGGAGAAGGCCAUGCAAAUAAGUCAUAAUGUCUUUUUGUUGUUGUAUAGGAACAGAACUUUAUUUAAAGAAACCAUGAAGAGCAUGUUACAUAAUUGACUUAAAGAUGCUGUGAAUGGCCUAAUGUGCAAAAGCUAAAGCGUAUUUUUAUGGAAGUAAACUUUAUUAUGCAUCAUAAACAACACUGAGCUAUAUGAUGUGUAAUUGUUACAUUUUGGAUACCUCUUAAAUAAAUAAAAAGUCUGCUUGUCUAAAUGAAAUUUUGUUUUCUUCUAGAGCCUAUUGAUAAUACAAGAGCAAGAAAAUUCGAGCCACCACGGCCACAAAGUAAGAUUAACCAUGUUUAAAUGUAUACAAUGAGAAAAAGCCCCUGAUAAAUCAUAUGUUAAUUUUUCAGGUGUGUUUGAUAUAGCCAAUCAGCUGCUUAUAUGAUACUUGUGUACUGUUUUACUUUUUUGUAUUGAUGAAUAAAUGGUUAGGCCUUCAGCAUUCUCAACCUAAAAGUGUUUUGUCACAAUUUUCUUAGAUUAUGGCUGUUAAAACGUUGAAAAAUUUGCUUACAGACAGUGAAAUUCAAAAUUUUCUAGAAGGGGAAGGAAAUCAAAAUGAGAAAAGAAAAACCAAAAGUUUUUCAGAAGCCACUCACUCAGUGGCUUUAGUUAUGAAUUUUCUUGUGGCUGAGAAUAAAAAUCAACAACUGGAAGAUUUGCCACUUGCCACUUUUGGCUAUGUACCUGAAAUAAUUUCAUAAGGAAAAAUUCAAUAACUAAUGAUUUUGUAAAUUGAUAGUUAUGCCAAUAAAUUGUUUCUGUAAUGAUUUAAGGCAUUUUUUCAUCUUGAGCUUUCCUGCCAACACACUUUAUAUAUAUGGCUUUUUUGGGGAAUUGUGGAUCUAUUUUAUUCAUUCAUUAGUACAGUAGAUAAACAAACUAACACAUGUGGGCACAUGUAUUAUUCUCUAUCUUCACACAUGAAAAUACAGUUACCAUGGUUACAAAGCAAAUUGCCUUUCACAACAAAAGUGAAAUGGUUAGACUUUUCAUUGAUGUUUAUAAAAUAAAUAGAAUAUUACAGGGCCACUUAGAGAUACAACAUUUCUCUUCUACUGUUGAUAAAUAUUUCACCAGCUCCACUCACUUGUAAAAUAUUUUUCAACUCUUGAAGAGAUAUUUUGUAUCUCUGUGCAACCAAGUGAUAUCCUAAUAACUAGAUUAAUGUAAAACCAAAUUGUAAGGUUCAAUGUUAAAAUUUACGUGUUUGGAUUGUUAUGGAUGAUGAAUAUUCAAUAACUUGACUAAAAAGAGUGACUCCCUGGUUCAAAAUUGUCAUUUAUUUUUAAACUUAUUGUUUUGUUUGCCCUUGUGUAAAAAAAGUAUUUUUUUCUUUUGAAGGUGUAUUAGCCAAGAAAAUACAUGCUCCUGGUAAGGAAUUAGUUAUAGAUUGAAACAAAGAGGGUACAAAGUAUACAUAUCUAAUAUAAACCAUGACUUUAAAUAAUUUUUGCUGAAUACUAAUUUACCCCCUUUGGACAAGCACAUUUUCAAAGGGAUAAAUUGCCCAACACACACCCUCUGGUAUCAGGCACUAGGGGUUUCGUGUUUCAUUUCAAGUCAAUUUUCACUUCUAGUGUACACCAGAGAUUUUUUACUGUGCUGGUUUGUUUUUCUUGUGUUUCAUUUGUGUCAAGGGGUGUAGUUGGGGACUUAAAUGUAAUCUGAGUGGUUCCUAUGUGUUAGAAGCAACAGCUACUCAUUGAAGUUGACUUUAAACAAUUGGAAUGCACAUGUUGAAGAUUUUCAUCACACAGGCGUUGUAUGUUUAACAAAUAGAGAAGCCUUCACUGUGCUCUGUUCUGUUGUAAAGCACACAGGAAGUGGAAGUGUAGGGAGAAAUACAAAAUGUAGUUGAGUGUAAUUCUUCCCACUUCUUGAGUUGAAUUGAAUGACAGCGUGCAUUAUAUCCAAACUUUAUUACAAUUGAAAAUCAUUUUCAAGUCAACAUUUCUCACUGAAAUAUCUCAGUAAUUUAAAUGUUCCCUUAAAGGUCCCCUAUAUCAGGCUACAAUGGCAUGGUGCAAGAAAAAUUAUAAACUGGACAAAUUUAUGGCAUGUCUUUAAUUGACCUGAGAUAGUUUGAGGGCUGAUCAGAUUGCUUUUUAGCAAACAAAAAAACACUUGACAAACAGCCUUUAUGUGACCUUAAGCAAUUUAAAAUUGUAAGGUUCUGGUUGCAGGAUAUUUUAGCAUUGGCUGUUGGAGGGAUCAACCAGAAAGAGCCCUGCCAAGUUUAGAGGGGAUAUUUCCUAUGUUGGAUGGAAAUGAUUACAAAUUCAGAAAAUUUGCCAUUAAGAAGUGUGCAACCAUAGCAAAAGUACAAGGAUUUCCAGCCUUUGCAAUUGAAAAUGGAGGACAGUGUCUGGGUGGAAAAGAUAUUCUCCAGACAUAUAACAUGUAUGGAGCCUCAAGAGCAUGUAAGGUGGAUGGGAGAGGGGGACCUUGGAGUAUGGAAGUGUACAAGUUUACAAGUAAGUUGUUUUACCAACUCUGGAGCUUAGGUUAUCCUUCCAGUAUUUGAGUCUUAUUUUCUGUAAAGUGAUGACCUGGCUGAAGUAUAAGCUAGAGAGAAGUUCUUAAGUAUUUACUACUUUUAAAAGGAAGGUUACCACCAACUUUGGUGCUCAGGAAAAUGGAAAUCCUACUUUCUGCUUUAAAAUUAUUAAGUUUAUGUGUAAGCUUGUAGUGGUCUCCUAGCAGUUAUUUCUUAACUGGAGCUUUGAGUCAUAUUUGAUAAAUAUUAACCACUCCAUUAAUUGUAAUAUUAAACAAUGUUUUCUUUGUAGAACCUCCCUCAUCCCGUCGAGGUGGAAUAGCUCAUCUACAAAAAGUAACACGUUUAUUGAGGAGGAAACUCUGAGCAAUAGACAUAAACCUGCCAGAGAGGCUAACCGGACAAAAUUAGACACAAAACAAGUAAUUAAAUUGUAAGAUCAGUUAAAGGACCCUCUUAGAAAUACUAAUGCAGCAUUGGGUGUAGAUGGACAUGAGAAUUAUCAUAAUCUUAAGUCAGCACAAAGAUUGGAUCACAGUAAAAUUUCUUGACUUGUGAUGGUUUUUAUCAAUGCCAAUUUCAUAAAUUGAUUUCCUCCAUUGAACUGCCUAAAUUUAAUUUAAUUUUUGCUCACAUCAAGCAGUAAUAAACUGCAGUCCUAGGAUAUCAACACAAAUGCUUCAUACUUGGAACUAUAGAGAUGAAAGUAUUUACUUGAAUCAUGGAUGAUGUUAUCUUUACUUUUUUUUUUGUAACAAAAAUAUAAUUAACCUUAUUCAACCGGAAGGCAUCAUUAAAAGAUGAACACAGAUUAUUUUUUAAUGUAUUUACACUGACAUUUGCAUAUCAAACCCACAUGAAAUGUCCAUCAAAGCCAAACUCUGAAGAUUUAGUCUUACUCUAACAUUUGUCCAAAUCUACCCAUCCUCCCUCCCUUGCAAAUACCUCUCAUUCUCAGAGCUUGAGUGGAGGGGCACAACAUAUACCCAUGAAAGUAAAAUAGUCUUAUAAAGUUUUCAUUGAUAAGUUUUGGCUAUAUCAUUUCCUAUUUCUGUUCACUGCAUUGACCCUUUAACUCCUGGAUCAAAUUUAUCUUUCUCCUUACUGUCAACCAUACCAUUCUUAUACUGUUAGUUCAGAGAAUUUAGUGCUGGAUCAACUAAUUAUCCCCAAAUUGAUAUUUUUCUUUAUUCUCAUCACUUGUCUGUUUGAUAUUGAAUUGAUAUUGUAAGGAGAAAUUCUGUCUUGGUCACCCAUAUGAGUUAAAGGGUUAAAUUCAUCAUUAUGAAAUAUUAAUCCAAGAGAAGGCUUCAUGGCCCAAACAUUUAAGAACACUGUCUCAUUCCUUAGGAGGAUACAAUGCUCCUCAAAAGUGACAGGGAAAAUUAUUUUACAAAAAAGUAAUGGAAAUCAUCAUCAGUCAGGAGUUUUAGAUGAUUUUUUUAAAAUUAUUUUUAUUAAAGCAUUCCUUACGUAUACAUACAAAAUAGAAAUUAAGAAAGAAAAAAAACACACACACUUAUAUAUAUAGUACAAGUAGAAGAAUACCAAGCUAAACACACACACAAAGCUAUUUCAGUUACCUAGUAUGUAAAU
Pocillopora meandrina is the source of this 14467-nucleotide messenger RNA. Lineage: Eukaryota; Metazoa; Cnidaria; Anthozoa; Scleractinia; Pocilloporidae. The record is from the annotation of a GenBank genome assembly.